This is a messenger RNA of Morus notabilis, 1450 nucleotides long. RefSeq names its product dnaJ protein homolog. Gene Ontology annotation, cellular component: cytoplasm; cytosol. Gene Ontology annotation, molecular function: ATP binding; Hsp70 protein binding. The record is from RefSeq and is a predicted model, not a curated record. NCBI's taxonomy places the organism in Eukaryota, Viridiplantae, Streptophyta, Magnoliopsida, Rosales, Moraceae. The annotation marks the transcript as partial. Gene Ontology annotation, biological process: response to heat; protein refolding. The transcript is spliced from 6 exons.
AGAGCGCCGAAGAAGAGCGACAACACGAGGUACUACGACAUCCUCGGAGUGUCGAAGAACGCUUCGCAGGAUGACUUGAAGAAGGCUUACAAGAAAGCCGCCAUUAAGAAUCAUCCCGACAAGGGUGGCGAUCCUGAAAAGUUUAAAGAGUUGGCUCAGGCUUAUGAGGUUCUGAGUGAUCCUGAGAAACGUGAAAUCUAUGAUCAAUAUGGCGAGGAUGCGCUCAAGGAAGGAAUGGGCGGCGGUGCUGAUGGCCAUGACCCCUUUGACAUUUUCCAAUCUUUCUUUGGUGGCAAUCCUUUUGGAGGUAGUAGCAAAGGAGGACGGAGACAGAGAAGAGGUGAAGAUAUUGUUCACCCAUUGAAAGUUUCGUUGGAAGAUCUUUACCUUGGAACUACAAAGAAGCUCUCACUUUCCCGUAAUGUGAUCUGCUCCAAGUGCAAAGGGAAGGGUUCUAAAUCUGGGGAGUCAAUUCAGUGUGCUGGCUGUCAAGGAAGUGGCAUGAAGGUGACAAUGAGGCAACUUGGGCCCUCCAUGAUACAGCAAAUGCAGCAACCUUGCAAUGACUGUAAGGGCACCGGUGAGACCAUCAGCGAUAAAGACCGCUGCUCCGCGUGCAAGGGGGAGAAGGUAGUUCCGGAGAAGAAGGUUCUGGAAGUUGUUGUGGAGAAGGGGAUGCAGAAUGGACAGAGGAUCACCUUCCCUGGUGCAUCUGAUGAAGCGCCUGACACGAUCACGGGAGAUAUUGUUUUUGUCCUUCAGCAGAAGGAACAUCCAAAGUUUAAGAGAAAGGGUGACGACCUUUUUGUGGAGCACAACUUGUCCCUCACUGAAGCUCUAUGUGGAUUCCAGUUUGUGUUGACUCACUUGGAUGGCAGACAGCUGCUUAUUAAAUCAAAUCCCGGUGAAGUCGUCAAGCCCGAUUCAUUCAAGGCGAUUAAUGAUGAAGGAAUGCCAAUGUACCAGAGGCCAUUCAUGAAGGGAAAAUUGUACAUACAUUUCACUGUGGACUUCCCAGAUUAUCUGAGCCCUGAACAUGUUAAGGCUCUGGAGGUUGUCUUACCACCAAAGCCAUUGUCUCCACUGUCAGAUAUGGAGCUUGACGAGUGUGAGGAGACGACCCCGCAUAAUGUCAACAUCGAGGAGGAGAUGCGGAGGAAGCAGCAGCAGGCUCAGGCGGAGGCCUACGAGGAAGAUGAAGAUAUGCAAGGUGGCGCCCAGAGAGUGCAGUGUGCCCAACAGUGAUGUCUUGGAGAGGAGGAAAAAGAGGAAAAAAAGGAAGAAGCUGAUUGAGAAAGUAAACAAGAAAAUUGAAGUAUACUUGGAGGAGGAUAUGGUUGCGUGAUAUGUGGUCUAGUUUUAGGACCUUUUGUUUUGGGGGACUUAAAUUUAUAUCUAUGAUGAACUGUAUUUGUAAACUUUCUGAAGAAUGAAAAGAUUGCCUUUUUCA